Messenger RNA from Columba livia (rock pigeon), 2640 nucleotides. RefSeq names its product tigger transposable element-derived protein 3-like. NCBI's taxonomy places the organism in Eukaryota, Metazoa, Chordata, Aves, Columbiformes, Columbidae. Bases 208 to 2121 code for a protein of 637 amino acids. Gene Ontology annotation, molecular function: DNA binding. The transcript has 3 exons. The record is from RefSeq and is a predicted model, not a curated record. Gene Ontology annotation, cellular component: nucleus.
GCGCCGGGCGCGAGCGGACGGGAGGGGGCGGGGCCUGGCCCAGGUACGGCAGCGGCACCGGCACCGCGGGGCUCGGCGGGCUCGCCGCCGGCCUGCCGCCAACCGUCCCGGUGCGUCGCGUCCUUCACCGCCCUCCCGCAGGUGAGGCCUCGCCGGGAGCAGCACUGGGAGCAGCCGCCGCGUCUCCCCGAGGAUCGGGCCGGUGCCAUGAAGGAGGACCGGGACCACCCCGUCGCCCUGGGUCUCGCCGUCACCAAACCCGACAUCCUGGCCGAGGUGGAGCGCGGGGAGGCGGCGGCGGGGGGGCCCUGCGGGGAGCACCGGCGCCCCGGGCCGCACGCGGCGCCCGCCGGCCCCUCCCAGGGGCCCUGGCCGGGGAAGGAGGUGAAGAGGGAGGAGGGGGUGUCCCCGCCGCCCGGCUGCCCCCCGGCCCCACUCGCCGGCCCCGGCGACCUGCCCGGCCCGCUGCGGGGGCACGGCUGCACCUACUGCGGCACCGCCGAGCCCGGGCCCGCUAACGGGGGGUUCGCCCCGCUGCCCCCGGCCCUGGAGAGCCGCCGCUGCCGCCCCGGGGAGUGCGCCGAGUGCGGCCGAGGCUUGGCGCAGAAGCCAGACCUGGUGCGGCACCGGCGGGAGCGCGGCAGCGAGCGCGGCUACACCUGCGGCCGCUGCGGGAGAGGCUUCGGCGAGACGGGGGCCACGGGCAGCCACGGCCGGGCCCCGGGGCUGGCAGAGGGGGGCCCGGCAGCGGCACCGCGGAAGGAGCGGAAGGAGCUGUCGCUGACGGAGAAGGUGCGGGUGCUGGAGAUGCUGGAGGGGCCCAAGGUGUCGCAGAACGAGCUGGCCAAGCGCUUCGGGGUGUCGCAGCCCCAGAUCUGCCGCAUCAUCAAGAACAGGGAGCGGAUCCUGAGCGAGUGGCACCGCCACGGUGACCCCGAGCGCAAGCGCCGGCGGGAAGGGAAGGACGCGGCCCUCGAGGCUGCUCUGCUGCGCUGGGUGGAGGGCGCCCGCGCCGCCGACCUGCCCGGCACAGGGCCCCUCCUCCCGCUCACGGCCAAACCGCUCGCCAGGGCACCGCGCCGGCCCGAGCCGGAGCCCAGCAGCGCGUGGCUGCCCCGCUUUGGGGCUUGCCACAGCCUCGCCUGCCAGCAGCCGCCGGCAGGGGAGGAGGACACGGAGCAGCCCACGGCUGAGCGCUGGGCCAGCGCGGUGCUGCCCGGGCUCCUCCGCAGCUACGCGCCCUCAGAGAUCUACGCCUGUGGCGAGACCGGGGUUGUCUACCCCACUGGUGAGAGCACCGGCGACCGGCUGACGCUGCUGCUCUGCGCCAACGCCGACGGCUCGGAGAAGGUGCCGCUGCGGGUGGUGGGGGACACCCCCCGGCCCCGCUGCCUGCGUGCGGUCAACCUGGGGCAGAUGCCCUGGAGCUACCGUGCCGGCAGCCUGGCCGCCGUGACGGCGUCCCUGUUCACCGAGUGGCUGCAGGAGCUCAACGAGGGGAUGCGGCGGCGGGGGAAGAGCAUCCUCCUCCUCCUCGCCAAGCACGAGGCGCACCCGUACCUCCAGCUCUCCAACAUCAGGAUGGUGUUCGUGCCACCGGCUGCCACACUGGCCCAGCCCCUGGACCGUGGCAUCACCAGCGACCUCAAGGGCCACUACCGGCGCCGGCUGCUGCGGUGGCCACCGGUGGAGUGCAGCACGGGGCAGCCAACCCUCCUGGAUGUCCUGCACAUGCUGGCGCAAGCCUGGGGCGACGUGCAUGCGGGGCUCAUCACCAGCUGCUUCCGUGCCGCCGGCAUCAGCGCCGACACCGAGGCCCUGGCGUUCGGCCAUGAGCAGCUGGACCACCGCGCGCUGAUGGACGAGGAGCUGGAGCGCGAUGAGGAGCAGGCGGACGGGGAUGAGGGGAUGGCAGAGGACACGGGAGAACCGGCAGCGGUGCAGCCCUGCCCCUCGGAGCGGGAGGUCUGGGGGAGCCUGGCCACGCUGCGGCGGUACCUGGAGUGCCGGGCCACCUCUCCAGAGCUCUUCCAGGCCUUCUACGAGCUGGAGGACGUGGUGCACAUGGUGUCGGCCAGCGCCGGGGGAGCCCCCAGCGGGGACACCCCUCCCCAGCAGUGAGCGGAGCAGCCAGCACGCGCCUGGGCCCGCCGGUGCACGCGCUGGGGAUCGGUGCUCAUUGGGGCUGCCACUGGACGCUGGCACUGUCCCCUGCAGCUGUGCUGUGUGAGUUGUGCCGUGGGGUUUGCUGUGGGCCCGCACGGCUCAGGGGCAAAGCGGGUGCCCAGUGGGGAGCACCGUGUUUGGGGCUGCGGAGCCACCACGCUCUGGAUGCCGCCCCUCGGGGCAGUGCCGGGGGCUGGCGGAGGCAGCGCCGGGGGAUGAACCCACUGCCAAAACCUCCUCCCGGGGGCGGCUGUAGGCGGCAGCUGUUGUGGAGCUGCCCUGGGGGGAUUGCCCUGAGUGGGGUAGUUUGUGCUGGGGUGGGGGGACAUGGGGCGGUGCUGCCGUGUCCCCAUGCUGGGGGCAGCGGCUCCUUCCCACAAGGGCUCGGGGUACCGGGUGACACUGGCUGUUGUCACCACGAGGUGCCCAGAGGUUUGCGCCAGGCAUUAAAAAGGCAGAAUUCAGCAAAACGCA